UCAUUAUAAAGCUACAAACCGAAACGAAAAAUUACAAAAAACAAAUUUUUAUUUUCUAGCGGGUCUCGUACAAGCCACGUACAUAUUUUGAACUACAAUGUUUUCAAAAAAUAUCAUAGUACUUGUGUGUGUUGUGUGUUUUAUAGAAAAAAGUAGUACUGCAGGUAAAGAAGAGAUAAUAGAAGAUACCAGUGAUAUAAUAGCAGACAGACCAGUAGAGGUACCAGGAGAAAGACUUGAAGAUGAUUCAGAAGAAAUGGAAGAGACAUCUGAUGAGUUAACACAACCAGUAGUGGAAUCUUCUCUGAGUAUGCUGGCAGAGGAUGAAGCUUCUUCGAGUACUGCGUUUCCAAAUCCAAAAUUGGAUAAUAUGCAAACCAAUUUGCAAUGGGAACAGAUGUUUAACAACUACGACAACGGAGAAAAAGGUUUUUUGUCUCCAGAGGAACUACAGAAACUUAUAUACGAAGAGUUCAGGGGAUUUAUCACCAUUCGCAAUUUAAAGACAUACUUACAUUUAAUUAAUUUGAAGAAAGAACGAGAAAUAAGAGUGGAACAUUUAAUAAAAAUGUCACCGAUAAUAGCUGUUGUGUCAAAAAAGAAAGAUAAUUCAGAGAGGGAAGAAAACUUCAAUACAAAUGCGCCUAUUUCGAAAACUACAUACCUAGAGAAAAUAGCGAAAAAUGCUCAACUUGGGUAUCUGUUCAAUAUUGAGGCAGAACGUUUUGAAAUAUUUAAUCUCAUUAGUCCAGAAGUAAAUUUUCCAAUUGAAGAGACUUUAUUCGUGGAAAUAGAAGAAAUGUUUGAGGCCUCGGCAGAGGCGGACGAUAUGCUCGAGUCGUUUCUUGCAAUAGAUAGGAACAAAGAUGGCGUUAUUACCCGUGAUGAGCUGUAUACGUUUUUCAAGGAGAUAGAACCAUCCACGACUAAGGCUUCUACCGACAAUAUGUUCACGCCACGAGAUUUAAACGGUGACAAUCUCAUUGAUUUCGGUGAAUAUAUGACAAUGUGCAUUGAACCCAUCUCUAUGUUACGCAUUAAACCAACAAAACUCGCGAGAAUUACUAAAGUAUUGCAAGGCCUGAAUCUUAAAAAGAAACACAUGCGUGAGAUAAAUCCUACAGGGAAACCUCUAUUAAAUUUUAAAGAUUUUACAGUACCAAGAAAAAACCCAAAUAAUAUACGAAAAUGGUUACGAAAAUAUUAAUUACAUAUGAAGAUAAUUUAAUAGAUACAUUUCAAUAGAAAUAAACAGUUGUCAAUAAUCAAUAGAUUGUUUAAUAAAUUUGUAUAACUGCUAAAGAUUUAAUAAUUAAUGUAACGCACAUGUCAUAAAAUAUAUGUUUGUAUAUUUUUCUAUUUUUCCAUGAUACACUAAUAAAUCUAUUUUGUUACCUUA
Molecule: messenger RNA, 1399 nt
Organism: Adelges cooleyi (spruce gall adelgid)
Lineage: Eukaryota; Metazoa; Arthropoda; Insecta; Hemiptera; Adelgidae
Exons: 9
Coding region: 98-1207 (369 amino acids)
Molecular function (GO): calcium ion binding
Source: RefSeq, a predicted model, not a curated record